This is a messenger RNA of Striga hermonthica, 3459 nucleotides long. The record is from the annotation of a GenBank genome assembly. NCBI's taxonomy places the organism in Eukaryota, Viridiplantae, Streptophyta, Magnoliopsida, Lamiales, Orobanchaceae.
AUGAAUCUGUACUCAGUUUCGAUUCCUUUGCUGUGUUUCUGUUUCCUCAUCACAUUCAGAAACAGUGGUAAUAACCCAACAACACAUGUAACAGGAGACCUUUCGGUCAGCUGUGGCUCGACCGGCAAAUCUACAGCACUCGACGGCCAAGAAUGGAUUGGGGAUGUAAUAAACCCGAAAUCCACUUCAUAUGUACAGAUCAAAGGCUCAUCAGCAAUCUCAACGGCUAACAAUCGGUUGAUAUCCGGAGAUGAAGUUCUCCACAGGACAGCUAGAAUUUCUCGUUCGAUAUUCUCUUACACGUUCCGAGUCGGCCCAGGUCAGAAAAUCCUUCGCCUUCACUUCUAUUCGGCCCCAUACAAAAGUUUCAAAGGUUUGAAAGACUUGUUCACUGUCCAAGCUGGUCCUUUUACUUUGCUCGGCAACUUUAGUGCUUCACUUACUGCGGAUGCUCUCGGCUUGAAAUCUUUUACGAAAGAGUUCUGUUUGAGCGUACAGGAAAAUGAACAAUUUACCGUAACUUUUAUACCUGAGACUAGCCAAUCACUUGACGCGUACGCUUUCGUAAACGGCAUCGAGAUUAUCUCCGUACCUGCUAAUGUUCCUUACUUUCAAGGUUUCGACAAUGGAGUUCAAGUAGUUGGUCAAAAGUCAACAGUCUACGUUGGUCACCACACGGCACUUGAACUAAUCCAUCGAUCAAUUAUUACGCAAAGUUACGGUCAGUCAGAAUAUUCUGGCGGCACCUUACCAUUGUGGGCUGUACGAAAAGCAAAGCAGGUAGCGAACAAAACCUGGAGAGUACCAGUGGAUGUGGGGUUCAAGUACUUGAUCAGGCUACAAUUCUCGGAGAUUGGACUCAAGAUCUCCGGCACUCGUGAUGUGAAGUUUAGAGUACUUAUCAACGGCAUGAUUGCGCGCACUAAUAUCGACCUGGUAAAAGAAAUUUCACCCGGUGAAAGUAAAAACAUUCCCUGGUAUUAUGAGGACUACUUGGUGACAAUUAGAGGGCGUAAAGAGGAAGGCAAACGUGAUCUCUCGAUUUCUUUGCAUUCACACGAUGAGCUCAUGGAUGGGCUUCAACUCCUUUCUGCAUUCGAAAUAUUCAAGCUGAGCAACCCUGACAAUAGUCUUGCCAGUCCAAACUCCUUGCCUCCACCAGCAAAGCCCUUUCUAAUCUUUUUCUCAAAUCGAACUGCAUUUUCUUUUGUUGCAACAAUGUUACUAUGCCUGUUGAGCAUCACUGUUCAUAAGCUCCGUGAGUAUUCGGAAGCUGAGCUUACCGAGGCACCGGAGAAAAAAAACAAGCCAUCCGCCAGGGCCGAACGUCUCUGCCGCCGCUUUUCACUCGUGGAGAUCCAAUCUGCCACUAGAAACUUCAACGACGGGCUUUUAAUCGGAAGUGGCGGAUUCGGUAAAGUCUACAAAGGCCUCAUCGACAGAGGACAGAAAACCGUUGCCAUCAAGCGGCUAAAAUCGAACUCCACACAGGGGGCUCGCGAGUUUCUUAUGGAGAUCGAGACGUUGUCCGAGCUUCGGCACGUGAAUCUAGUUUCUCUAAUCGGUUAUUGCAAUGAAAACAGGGAGAUGAUCCUUGUGUACGACUAUAUGUCCGGCGGGACACUCGCCGACCAUCUCUACAAACUUUGGAGGACAAACGAUAGUUUUUCUAAGCUAAAUUGGAAACAGCGUCUCGCUAUUUGCAUUGGGGCAGCUCGCGGGCUGGACUAUCUCCACACGGGCUGUAGAAUCAUACAUCGGGACGUGAAAAGCUCGAACAUCCUUCUGGACGAAGAUUUCGCAGCUAAGGUUUCUGAUUUCGGUUUGGCAAAACAUGUGGAGAGUAACAAGUUGCAGAGUCACAUCAGUACGCAGGUGAAGGGCACAAGAGGGUACAUGGACCCGCAUUACUUCCGCACGCGUAAACUGACGAUGAGCACCGAUACGUACGCUUUUGGUGUGGUUCUUUUUGAAACGCUUUGCGGACGGGCGGCGGUGGAUUUGAAUGUGGCGGAGGAGGAGCACAUUCUGACUGUAUGGGCCCGUGAUAAAAUAAGUAAAGGAGAGGUUGAUCGGAUUGUGGAUUCGAGUUUGAGAGUGGAAAUUUUAAAAGGUAGCCUUAAGACUUUUGCUGGGAUUGCCGAAAGAUGCUUGCACGAGGACCCAAAAAGCAGGCCAUCAAUGUCUCAGGUCGUGCAGCAGCUUAAGCUUGCACUCGACCAACAGAACAAUGGAUUAGUUUCGGUUACGAAUGAGGUAAGGAGUGAUUUUGAUGAAAUUCACACUAUUAAUGAUGAAAUCGAGGUCCCCACAAAGGCUUCCACAUACAUGCCGACAUCUCCACCGCAUUUAAAUAGAGAUGGAAAUAAACGUACAGGUCAUAAGCAGUCACGAGUUUGGCCAUGGGCUGCGUUUUUUAGCCGAGCCAUAGCACCUAGGAGAAACGAUUUGCUGCAAGAAAUUGAGGAAGCAAACCUACGGUUGCUCAAGUUCGAUUGGGACACAAUUGUAGCUGCUACGAAUGUAUUCUCCUCGUCCAACAAAGUUGGUCAUGACAGUUUCGGUCCUGUUUACAAGGGUGUCUUACCUACUACACGGCAGUUGGUUGCAAUUAAAAUAUUUUCGCCAUCUUCUAGCCGAGGCCAGAAUGAAUACAUAAAUGAGAUACGCCUGCUUCCCAGUCUCCAGCACCAGAACAUCAUCAAGCUGCUCGGCUAUUGCAUCCAUAGAGAGGAAAAGCUGAUUGUGUACGAGUUCAUGGAGAACAGAAGUCUACAGACUUUUAUUGGCGGCAACGAACGACGACGCCAGCUUCUUACAUGGCCAGUUCGGUUUGAAAUCAUUAAAGGGAUUGCUCGAGGAGUUGUUUAUCUACAUCAGGACUCGGGACUCUCAGUCAUUCACAGAAAUCUCGGUGUACAGAGUAUUUUACUGGACAGCAAGAUGAUUCCAAAAAUUUCGAAUUUCACAUUUUAUAGGAGUAUGGGAGAAAUUCAUUUAGAAAUGGAAACCUCGAAAGUAGCUGGAACCUGUAGUUACAUGUGUCCAGAAUUAGUUAUGCAUGGGAUAGUAUCGGUUAAAACGGAUGUGUACAGCUUUGGGAUCGUAGCCCUGGAGGUCUUGUGUGGCAGGAAGAUGGGUGCAACAACGUUCCUACUUGACAAUGGGUGGAAGCUGUGGAAGGAAGGGAAAGCAUUAGAUUUGGUCGACGAUUCACUUGGAGGUGCAUUUGAAGCAGAAGAAGCUCUUAGAUGCAUUCAAGUCGGGCUUUUAUGUAUUGAAGAGCAACCACACCAUCGACCAACAAUGUACUCCGUGCUUAAAAUGUUGGACGGUCACGAGCCACUGGUGAACCCACAACAGCCAUUUCCACUAGCAUUAGCUGGAAAUUUAUCUUCAGCACGGGGAUCUUUAUGUAGUGAUGCGACAUUUGAAAUCAAUGACGUACUGGAAAGAUAG